Messenger RNA from Ambispora gerdemannii, 531 nucleotides. Lineage: Eukaryota; Fungi; Glomeromycota; Glomeromycetes; Archaeosporales; Ambisporaceae. The record is from the annotation of a GenBank genome assembly.
AUGUCUAACGGCAGCGAGAAACUUGCCCAAAUCGCACAGAAACACAAACCUUGGUUCGCAAAAUUCACCGAUAUAGGUGACUCACCCGAAGAAAGCAAUGGCAUACUCGGGGCAAUCAACUAUUUAAAGAAUCCUUUCUACAGCGUUUACGAUUCAAUCGCGCACUACUUUCCUCCGCUUGCUUGGUUUCUAAUUGGUGCCGCGGCAUUAAAUGCUGUUCCCGUCGCUUUAAUGCUCGGCUGGCUUGGAAUUACGACACUUGUCUGUUUCGCGGUUGCCGGUGGAUUCAUCUUUUUCGUGGAAGGAUUCUUUUUCUUGUUGGGUAGUGGAGUUAUGUUGCCGAUUAUUGUGUUUGCUCUGUUUUCGGCAUUUGUGACGUUUUUGUUUUUGGCGGGUGCGUAUGGAGUGUUUCGGUUGGGGAGAGGAGCUUUGUGGGCUAUUGGAAUUGUUGGUAAUGGAGGAAUUGUUGGUAAUGGAGGAAUUUUGCCAUUUGACGGGACUACUAGAGAAUCUGAAAACAUUUAUGAAUAA